UCCCUUUAGUACAAGUUCGGAUUUCGGAACGUUUGGCCGCAUUGCUCGUGUCUUGGCCGGCUUCGUUCGAGGGGCUCGUCGCGACGAAAGUUUUUUCGCGUAAUUUUACAAUUUUAUCACUUUCGGAGUGUUGGUGAAUUUUUCAAUUUUUUAUCGCUAUCGAACCAUUUUUUAAAUUUUUUGUUCGCGGUUUUUCCAGCAAAAAAUUGUGAUCUGUACUUUUUAUCGUGUUUUCCCCCUCAUUUUCUUCGAGUUUUCGCUUAAAAUUCGUUAUGUUUGUUUUUUCCCUUGUGAUUAAAUUUCUUCGCGAGUCGAGUUAGGUGGAAUUUUCGACUAAACUUUUUGGUAGAUGAAUACCGUAUAACAACGUGCGCUGCAAAGUAAUAAGCGAAAUGUUACGUGAAAAUAUAAAAUAACUGCAGUGAAAAGCAAUAAUGGAAAUGCGAUCAUGCAAAACGACAACAUAAACGACAAUGAAGCUGUGAUAAAGGGAAUGAAAAUGCGUAUUAGCACGAAGAAGACGCUGCUGCUGCUGAUUCGUAAUGGUCGACGAUAAACAAUUCGUAUCUUCAGUUGCAGCCACCGAAAGCAAGAGUGGCGAUUACGACGCCGACGACGACGACGGAUGAAAAAGCAAAUCAAAAUGGCACUCGGCAUUUCGAGGAUUAUACAAUAUUUUUAACCCCUUAUAUAAUACUCACUCCUCGUUGAAGAAAGUACCUACAGCCGGCAACAGCAGCAGGCGUCGAAAGAGAAAAUCUUGAUAAAUUAGACCGACGAAAAAAUAAGAAAAAAGUGUUAAGCGAAGAAUACCUCGAGAUUCCAAAAGAGAAAUACAACGGAGAAAAAAACCACGCUCGCCAUGAAACAAAAUAAAAAAUAAACCUCCACAAAGGAUAAUAUCCUUUGCGCGGUAAUAAAUAAGACGACGAUAAAAGAAGAUAACGCUUUUGCCAGCGCACACAGUACACGUGAAAGAGAUCCUCGUAGGUCGCAUUUUAGCCUAUUUUCCAUCAUCAUCAUCGCCAUCAUCUUGUCUACUUUCUUAUUCUUUGUGACACCUCGCUACUUAUUUUAAUUACCAACGUUAUUCCGAGAUCGCGUAACCGAGCUAAUUUCCAGCAGCCGAGCACAAUGUGAGCCAUAACUCAUGUCCGGGUCACUUGAUCCUGAGCAGACCCAGCUGUCUUCACAAAUCACCCGGUCGUUUUGUUGGCCGGCUACUACUCUCGAUUCGCUUAUUCCGGCCACGCGACAAUACAAACCAAACAUGAAGGCGAGCUGAGCUGGAAAGGUGCUGGAAAAAAAACCAAAGGAGGAGGGAAAAAAACAUGUAACCUUUCCCAUGCGAUAUGGGAACACCGAAUCGAGUAGUUUUUCAUCGCAAAUCUUCUUCUGUAUUCAGAUCUAGAUACUUGGAAUCGUCGCUAUCAUCGGUGCAAAUUUUAAGCAGAGUCGAAUUUCGCCUCCGUAUCGUGUUCGUGAUCGCGUAUCUAUCGAUAAUGGUUUGCGGUAACGUAGUCGAAGGAAAUUCCGGUCCAGGAUCCGGAUCCGGGUCCGGUUCGCUGACUAGAAUCGUGCAUACGAGAUAUGGUAAAAUGCAGGGUAUCGUUAAAUCGUCGUCUGGAUCGGCAAAACACUUGAAACCGGUUGAAUUGUUUCUCGGUGUACCGUAUGCAACUCCCCCGACGGGGGCUAACCGGUUCAGUCCGACUAGGGCGCUGACGCCCUGGGAGGGUAUUAAACUGUUCAACACGUAUGGUCCAGUGUGUCCUCAAUGGUUACCAGAUAUAAGUAACGAGACAGUGGCUCUUGAAAGGAUGCCCAGGGGAAGGCUGGAGCAUUUGAAGAGGUUGCUGCCUCAUUUGAAGAAUCAGAGUGAAGACUGCCUUUAUUUAAAUAUAUUCGCACCGGCUCAAGGUAACAGAGAAGAACCCGAGCAGAAGUAUCCAGUAGUUGUUUACAUUCACGGAGAAUCCUACAGUUGGAAUUCUGGAAAUCCAUACGAUGGUCGAGUACUGGCCAGUUACUCCGAUCUGAUUAUCAUCACUCUUAAUUACAGAUUAGGCGUUCUGGGAUUUUUAAACACGAACUCGGAACCGUACCAAAAAGCCCGGGUAGCUAAUUACGGUUUAAUGGAUCAGAUAGCCGCGUUACACUGGAUACAGCAGAACAUCGGCCAUUUUGGUGGAGAUUCGAAAAACAUCACGUUAAUGGGACACGGAACCGGUGCAGCGUGUAUUAAUUUCCUCAUGAUUUCGCCAGCAGUCAUGCCAGGUUUAUUCCAUCGAGCAAUAUUGCUAUCCGGAUCAGCACUGAGUAGUUGGGCGAUCGUCGAAGAGCCGGUAAUCUACAGCUUACAAAUAGCUCGUCAGAUGAAUUGCACCGGCUCGGAUAAAGAAUCCUUUCAGAAUCACGAACGUAUCACAGACUGCUUACGCGAAGUACCCAUCGCCGAAUUAAUGAAAGCCAAAAUCGUAGCGCCUACUUUUCUGAACGCUUUCGGGCCCAGCGUCGACGGCGUCGUCAUAAAAACCAAUUACCAAGAAGAAAUACUCACCAAUAUAUUACCCGAGCUACAAGCGUACAAUAAAGCCGGCGCAGGCGGCGCCUCCGGUUCAUCGGGGGGUGCAGGAGGUUCGCAGUUACACGCCAAUUCCAAGCCCAGAGAUUCCAAAUCCUUGAUCACCGCGAAUAAAUACGAUUUAUUAUUCGGAUGUGUCACCAGCGAAGCUUUAUGGAGAUUUAGCCACAACGACAUUCAAUCUGGUUUCGAGGGCGAUAGACGUGAUCGAAUACUGCGGACUUACGUUCGGAACACGUACAACUAUCAUUUAUCUGAAAUAUUUUUCACAAUCGUCAACGAGUAUACGGACUGGGAAAGGACUGUUUUGCAUCCGAUCAACACCAGAGAUUCGACCAUCGCGGCGCUCAGCGAUGCUCAGUUUGUCGCACCUCUGGUACAAACUGGUGACUUGUUCAGCAGAUCUUCGUCCGGUCAUAGUUCCAGUGGCAGUAGUAGUGGAGGAGGUGGAAGUGCCACGAAUCAAGUUAAUUCUACUCCUCGUCUUACCAAGAGUUUCUUUUAUGUGUUCGAUUAUCAAACCAAGGAUGGGGAUUAUCCUCAGCGAAUGGGCACGGUUCAUGGCGAAGAACUACCCUACGUAUUCGGAGCUCCACUAACCGAAUCCCUAACGCACUUUCCACGAAACUUCACCAAGUCCGAAAUCGCGUUAUCCGAAGCUUUUAUGAUAUACGUCGGCAAUUUCGCGAGAUCUGGUAAUCCGAACGAAUAUCAGAAACAAGAACCUGUUCUGGUUGGCAGCAAAGAACGUAAUCGUUUUCGUGGUACUUUGUGGGAAGAAUACGAUCCUAUUCAUCAGAAGUAUUUAGAAAUAGGCAUCAAACCAAAAGUGAAAAACCACUUCAGAGCUCACCAGUUAUCAGUAUGGCUGAGAUUGAUCCCAGAACUACAUCGAGCUGGCAUGGAAGACGUCAGCUUAAGGCACAACAUGUUCCGAAACCACGAAGGUGAUCUCUACGACGGUGUUGUGAAAACAGAUCGUCAUAAUAAUCCGAGUAUAAACACGCGAAGACCUACCUUAACCAAUAAUGGAACAGUGGCUCAAGUCAUCCAAUCAAUCACAACCCUGGAGCCUUUUUUAACCACCUGCGUUAAUGUUCCUUCGCUAAUAACCACUAGUGAUAUUGUACCGUACAACUCUACAGAUGUAAAUAGUACCGGAGAACCUCAAGGAUUAGUUACGUACUCGGCCACUCUAGGUCUAACCAUAGCCAUAGGCUGCACAUUGCUGGUUCUAAACGUCCUCAUAUUCGCCGGAGUCUACUACCAACGUGAUAAAACCCGAAUGGAGAUAAAGAAUUUACAAGAACAACAACUCCAGCAUCAGCAACAGCUAAGCAGUAACUCUAGUUCGCCUUAUGGUUCUAAAACCAUUCCGAGAGGGUACCAACCAGGCAGUAUAAUGUUAGAUAUCGAGCCGGAUACAGCAUCGAUGAUCCUAAAUAGCGGUGGAACGUUACCUAAAUCUUCGCAGCACGGGUUCAAGUACCCAACGAAUUUAGCAACGUUACCGCGGCAUUAUCAAUCCAAAUCACAUAUCAUCAAAAACGGCGAUCAUAUAUGUGAAGGUAAAUCGCUGCAUACGUUUUCUGAAAACUGUGUUAGUUCGCCACCGAAUGGAUCAAUUAUCAUGCCACCUUCGGCGUUACCUAAACCGCCUCCUCCGCCUAAAUCAAGCCCUCCUCCGGAGUCUCAACCUUUACUCCAUACGGGACCUCAUCAUUUGGGUAAUUCUAUACAGCCUCAUCAAAAAGGCGGUAUACUAAAAGUUCCAGCUGCUGCGAUCAGCGAAAUGAGGGUUUGACCUUCGUAAUUCUGUGGUGUAGAGUGUUCUUUAUUUAUGGUAAUUUUGUUUAUAUAAUACUAAGUUCCAAUUUUUUUUUUCACAAAUCUUAUCGUUCCUGUUUUAUUUAUACGUUUGCAUUUUAUUGCUCAAAACGUUCGUUUAUUUGUUUGUCGUGGUGGUUUUUUUUUUUUUUUUUGAAGAGACCUUGGAUAGAUUGUAUGUUUGAGGUGUGAGAUGAUGAGGUUUAUUUUGAGUUGGAUGAAGCCUCGAUGGAUACGAUUCGAUACCUUUUGAUGCCUGCUGGUAAUUUUUUAACGAUUUUUUUUUUUGAACACACUCUAUGGAUACAAAAGGAUAGGCUACUGAAUAUCUAAAUCUGAUUUCAAAAUUGAUGGUUCUUCUUUCGUCCCCCCCCCCCUCCAAAUUCAAGCCCAUCUCAAUAGAUUUGAAUGUUCGAUUUAACGCUUGGACCUCUCAAAAUAAUUUUAAAAUGUUUAGCCAAUCUAAUGGAGCCUGUACUAUGGUUCUGCAUUUAAAAAAAAUAUAUAUUCCAUCCAAAAAAAACACUGAAGUUGAUCUUUUGAUCAUAAGGUAGGUAGGUACCUAUAUGACUCAUUUUUGAGAUUAUUCACAUCGAGAAUUCGAGUGUGAUUUCUUGACCAAAUCUCGAUUUUCAAAAAGGAAUGCAGAAAUUUAAAAUGACUAAUUGAGUCAAUACGAACUGAAAAAUAGAUUUUCAAUACUUUGAUAGGUACUUAUUAUUUUUUAAUACUUGAAAUUUCGUCAAAAAAUCAUGACGUGAGUAUAUUUGAAAUUGUCUACGUAGGAAUUAAGUAGGUGCAUCGUGAAAAAAAAACGUCGGAAGAUUUUGACCAAAUUGAAAAAAAAACUCAAUUUUGAUUGAAAUAAGUCAUCUGUAAAAAAUUAUCUAAAGUCAUCCACAAAAAAUUUUAGUUCUACAGAUAUCUCUAGAGAGAAGACAUUAUCAAAGAGGAGGCAUUUUCAAUGUUUUCAAAAAAAUCGUGUUUUUUGCUCUUGUCUCUAUUCAAUUUUUGUCUCAGAAAAAGGAUCCAGUUCCAAAAGAUGAUAGAUACCUAUUUGAGAUUCUACAAUAUUGACCUUGGCUAUUUUUUGGGGGAAAAUUGGAUUUUGAUGGCGAUAAUCUUGCUCAACACAGAAUAUCAAAUGUCACUUUGUGGAACUGCGCCAUUUAAAAAAAAAAAAAAAAAAAAAAAAAACAGGCUGUGUAGGGGCUAAAAGGAAUAAAACCACAAUUUUUUCAUAAAUUUCCUCUCUUUGAAAGCACAUUUCUGUCCUCCAGAAGAGUACUUUUGAAGUUGAAAUUGGAAAUGGUGAAUUUUCGAAAUUACAUUUCACUUUUGAAAAUAACCAAGAAAAUUGAAACCUUUCUGAAAGCUGCAGAUUAAGUCGAGUUCGAUGAAGAGUACUCUCCUGCAAGCUACUCCCCGGUCCCCCGGGUGGGAAUUUUAGUUUCUUCGAACACUUGAUUGAUUUUUAUAAUCGUUCUUAACAAUUUCAAACUUUUCAUCAUUAGAUAGAUAGAUUAUUAGGUUACUCUAAUUGAGUUUAAAACUCUCUAAAUUUAUUUCAAUAUUAAAAACAACAUUUUUCCUUAAAAUGAAGUACGUAUAGGUAUAAAUACGUCGUUCUUUAAGUGAGCAAUUUUAUGCUUUCAAUUUUUUUUGUUUAUUUUUGUGAUUUCAAUAUUUUCUAUCAAAUAAGUAUGAUCAUUCGAUUUGAAAAAUGAACGACCCUGAAAACAAAAUAAAAAGGGACAAAAUGGAAGGCCAUUGAAUUUUCCACUUGUUAAAUGUAAUUUCAUUUUGGGUCUGUUUUGGAUUUUUUUAAAUUUAUUUUUUAGGUAAAAUUUUUAAUAAAUUGGACGUUUCUUUUGAAUCUUAGAAAUGGGCCACCCUUCAGAGACGAAACUAAGGUUUUUUUUCAGAGAGCUGUGAACUAAAAUUUUUUGACUGGGAUAAGAAAAAAUAGGUACCAAUUUUGUCGAAUAAAAUGGCGAGUUUUUCCAGAGAAAUAUUGAAGAGAUAAUAAAUGAUAAUUUUGUCAAUUGAUAGGUAUACGUAUUUUAUCACUUAUAGAAAUUUUAAUUUUCUAUUAAAAAUUUUUGGUUUUCUAUUUCGUUCCAUUUUGGAAAAGAAAGACGAAUUUACAAGAGCGAAUGCGAAGGCAAAAGCUCUCGAAAAUUUGUACUUCAAAAAGUAAAACAAACAAUAUUUUUUAUAUAAAAAAUUUUUUUUGGUUUAAAAAUCAGACAUGAUAUUUUUUUGAAAAUUUUAAUUGAGAAGAAAAGUAAACAAGCCUGAGCAAAGCAAGAAAAAAAGUUAUCGAAAAAUCAUUUUGAGAAUAACAAACUGAUUAUUUUUUGUUUGCAGAGAUCAAUUAUUGUUCAAGAAUUUAGAAUUUGAAUGAAUAACUUUUUUUUGUUGUAAAUUUCAAAUUUGAAAAAGACGAAGGAUCUUUGAGCAAAGCGAGGGCAAAAGCUUCCAAAAACUCGUAUUUUGAAAAGUAAAAAAAAAUUUUUUUUUAAUUUUUUAUGCAAAAAGUAUACUUAGGUAUGUUUUUGAAAUCCAAUACUUAUUUUUUAAAAUUUUAAUGACUAGCUUUCUAACUAACUUAAUAUAAUCCUUCACACGACAGGUGUAAUAAUCAUGCAAUUAAUCCCCCCUCCUCCUCCAAAAAAAAACAAUAAUUUUGUUGAAUAAGAAAAGUAAACGAGGCCGAGCGAGAAGUUACAAUUAGAGGUAGAAACUUUCAUUCGUCGACUUCAACAUAUUUGAAGAUUUUUUUCGAAUUCAUUCCAUUUUUAAAUUGUCUUUGAAACGUUUUAAAAACGCUAAAAAAAACUCGACGCAAAAGGUUUCAUCACUCGUAUCCAUCGAGGAGAGACUAGAAUUAUGCUGGAAAUUAGAAAUGUUGAAAGUUCGCUCUUAUAGUUGUUCUUUUUUAUAAGAUCUCACCGAUAGUAAAUGUGAAAUUUAAUAUGUAAGUACGAAUGAUUUGGAUUUUAAGGCGGACCAAACACUCUAGAUUAUGUUCAAUUCGACGAAGUAUCCAUUAAAUAAAAAACAUAAUUAGAUAAUAAAAUUUCUGCGAAUAAUUUUUCUACAAAGUGUAUCUACCUUGCAAAAAAAGUAAGUAGGUAGGCAUCUUUUUCUUGGUGAAUACAUUCUUUUGUAUCAUUUUGUGUUUAUAUAAAUUAACAAACAAAAUAUUACCAUUUUCUUAUUUACCUAUACUUUUAAACUUGAUCGCUUGUAAAAGAAAAUUCAUUGAAUCAGAAAAAUUAUCAAUAAAUUCCGUUUACUCGAGCAGAAAAAAACCAGGGUCACGAUUUAAAGAAUCUGUGUUUCUCUUUUCAAGGAAAAUAGAUAUAAAGCAAUACUAAGUAAUGAAGUAAAUAUUCUACCUAUAUUAACAUUUGUAUGUUCUAAAUUUCACUCAAAUCUGAACAACAAUCAUGUCUGUGUUUGCAGAUUUUGAAUCAUAUUUGCAUUUAAAUUUUCCAGCAAUUGUACAUUCAACGACCUACGUGUGUUUUUGCUGUAAGUGAAUAAUUAUUUUUCUAUGUUUUGUAUACCUAUUUAUCUACCUACGUCAUUAAAGUAAAAAAAAAAAUUCGUCGACUUGAAUAUUAUAGUAAAUUGAUUGUUCGUAUUUCGCACUCGUGGUUUAUUAAAUAAAAUG
Planococcus citri (citrus mealybug) is the source of this 8093-nucleotide messenger RNA. Its product is annotated as neuroligin-4, X-linked-like. The transcript is spliced from 11 exons. The record is from RefSeq and is a predicted model, not a curated record. Lineage: Eukaryota; Metazoa; Arthropoda; Insecta; Hemiptera; Pseudococcidae. Gene Ontology annotation, molecular function: signaling receptor activity; neurexin family protein binding. Gene Ontology annotation, cellular component: postsynaptic membrane; cell surface; plasma membrane. Gene Ontology annotation, biological process: neuron cell-cell adhesion; presynaptic membrane assembly; chemical synaptic transmission. Bases 1353 to 4388 code for a protein of 1011 amino acids.